Molecule: messenger RNA, 1460 nt
Organism: Carassius carassius (crucian carp)
Lineage: Eukaryota; Metazoa; Chordata; Actinopteri; Cypriniformes; Cyprinidae
Product: chloride intracellular channel protein 1-like
Exons: 6
Coding region: 242-961 (239 amino acids)
Source: RefSeq, a predicted model, not a curated record
ACACUCGAGACCAAUUGGGUGUGGUGCGAGUUUGGGUUCUGAAAGGAAAACGUUAGAAUCUGCGGUUGGGAGAGGAAGAAGGAAAGGUGCUGCUUCUAGUACCAUCAACUUGAUUCUUCAGAGGUCCAAGCAGAACACAGACACAUCCAAGUGUGAGCUUGAGAUCCUCCUCCUAAGACAGCAAGAGAUCCUGGGUAACUGAGACACUGCAGAAAGAGGAGGAGGUACAGGAGGACCAGAGAUGGCUGAAGCAGCAAAGAUUGAACUAUUUGUCAAGGCAAGCGAUGACGGUGAAAGUGUUGGUAACUGCCCAUUUUGUCAGCGGCUCUUCAUGAUACUCUGGCUGAAGGGGGCCAACUUCACCCUCACUACAGUGGACAUGAAGAGAGCUCCAGAGGUACUAAAGGACUUGGCUCCAGGUUCUCAGCCCCCUUUCCUCAUCUAUAAUGGAGAGGUCCGUACUGACACCAACAAAAUUGAAGAGUUUCUGGAAGAGACCCUUGCACCCCCACACUAUCCCAAGUUAUGCUGUCGCUAUAAAGAGUCUAACACAGCAGGAGAUGACAUCUUUCACAAAUUCUCGGCAUACAUCAAAAACCCCAAUCCUGGGCUCAAUGACAUGCUGGAGAAGAAAUUUCUAAAGAGUUUGAUGAUGUUGGAUCAUUACUUGUUGACUCCUCUUCCUCUUGAACUGGACCAGAAUCCAAAUUCAUCCCAAUCCACAAGACAUUACCUGGACGGAAAUGCGCUCUCUCUUGCUGACUGCAACCUGCUUCCAAAACUACACAUUGUCAAGGUGGUGUGCAAGAAGUACCGUGGUUUUGAGAUCCCUGCAGAGCUAAAAGGCCUCACAAAGUACUUGGACAAAGCAUACAAGGAGGAUGUGUUCCACCUCACUUGCCCCAAAGACAAGGAGAUUCUGCUUGCCUACCAUUCAGUGGCCAAAUAUCUCAACAAGUGAAACAGGAUUUCAAAGGAGAACGAGGACAAAGAUUGUGUACAAUAUUUUGUAAAGGUUUUUUUUUUUGGUCUAAUUUGUACCCCAAAACUGCCCUUGUAAUAAAUAUAUUCUUAAUGGGAAUUUUGUUUAUCAGAGUAUAUUAUGGGUGGAGGUUGUUUUCGUUCAUCAUAUAAAAACCCCAAUUGUGAAUACCAGAUGCCUGCCUUAUUUGUUCCUGCCAUUUUUAGUAUUUAAAUGUGUCUCACAUUUGUCUGUGGUUUUGAUGGAUUGCUUUUGUUUGAUAGCCACUCAGUUAGAAAUGUCUGUGAAUGUUGUGUUUAGAGACAACUGUGUGAAAUGAGACAUAAUUGGUCUGAAAUUCUACCCCGUGAGAAAAAAAGAAGACAAAACAUUAGACUACACAACCCUUACACUGAUGUUAUUGAUGUCAAAGGACACUCUUGAAUGUCCAGAAUGUAUAAAACUGCUUGCAAACCAAUAAAAUCCUUAUGGAAGAAAA